AUACCUUUGCUGAUCCAGACGACAGCCUCAACCUGCUGAACCCAGUCCACUGAAGACACGCAGAUCUCUAGUCCUCCUCUGCUGCCAUGGCCAAGCGAAAGUCUAAGAAGCCGCAGGAACAAGACUCCUCCAUUGUGUUGGAGUCUCCAGUUUCAAAGCCUAAGGAAAGCAUGAACACCUCCAAGGAAAGCAUGAACACCUCCAACGAAAGCAUAAACUGCUCCAAGGAUAGCAUAAACUCAUCCAAUGGAAGCGUAAACGUAUCCAAUGAAAGCGUAAACGUAUCCAAGGCAAGCGUUAACACGUCCAAGGGAAGCUUUAACUCUUAUAGUUCACCAGCGUUGUUGUUCAUCAUUGUGUUCACAGUCGGUGCCUCUAUAAUGGGUUGGUUUUGUGUAGAAAAUCAGCAAAGUGUCGAGCAACUGUCGGAAACCUUUACAUCAAUGCAAAAGAAAAUCACCAACCUGCAGCGGGCGGUGGAGAUAUCGGAAUCAUCACAGACAUAUACAGGUUUUGAUGUGGAGGAAAGGAUAUUUGCCCUGGAGAAGGCUGAGGUUGCCCUGGCCACGUCAGAGAAGUUGAGGUGUUCGGAGCAUGUGUCCCUAAAUGCUGAGCUGGACACCCGAAUGGCCGAGUUAGAGCAGGUCACCCUGUCCGUCACAACUCUCCAGGCUAUAUUCAAAAACCAGAGUGAGGAGUUUGAGGCUGUGAAGGAGAGCGUAGCUGCCGGUUUGAGCUCCAGCUCAGCACUGGCUGAAAAUGUGGCUGAGCUGACCAAUGCUGUGGCUAGUGCAUCCUCCAAAGUUGACGAGCAGGAUGUAUCAUUGGCCUUCCUUAAUGUACAGCUAAAGGGACAAGCCUCAGAUCUGAAUGAUAUUAAAGAGUUGAUGCACCUCCAUGAUGCUGCCCUUCAUACAAGCAACCAGGAAGUGGCUUCAAUAAAGGAGAAUGUCAAGACUAAGCAGGUCAUGCAUGCCUUGGCGUUAGAGGAGAUGCUCACUUCUGUGCAGGUUAUUUUGGAUGAGCAGUUUGACACUACCACGACCCUCCGCACCAGCAUCAUGGCUCAAAUGCAGACUUUUAACGGCCAGUUGGGGAAUGAUCCUUCUAGGUCAGUGAAUCUCGAUGAUGAUGAGGCCGAACUUGAAGCAGAAGAGUUACUCGCCACCACUGUAAAGGAUGCCACUGAGGUGCAGGCAAAGCUAGAAGACGUAGAGGAUAAGGAGGAGGGAAUGCAGGAAGAACAGCCACUUGGACAGGAAGUAGAGAGUGACAUUACAGAGGAGCAGGAGGAGGGAAUGCAGGAAGAACAGCCACUUGGACAGGAAGUAGAGAGUGACAUUACAGAGGAGCAGGAGGAAGAAGAAAUUACUCAAGAAGAUGAAUUCACAGAACAGGAGCUUUUGGAAGUGAUUGCUUUGGAAGAGGAUGUUUUCAAAAACAUUUUUGAAGAAGAAGAGUCGGAUGACUCAAAUCAGGAGGUCUCCAUGGAUGUAAAUGAGGAGGAUGGGUAGUUGUACUUGAAAUGGUUCAGUAAAUUAUUAGUCUUAUUGAGAUGCAUGGAAACCAUUUUUUUUUUUUUACACUCCGCACACUUUCUUGCAAUUGAUUUAUAGUGUUUGUUAUAUUCUACUUGGGUUUUUCUAAACAUUACUAAAAACUUGAACCAUUUUGUAGAACUUUGAUAAAUAUUUAUGUAGUCUUAUGUCAGUCAUAUUUGAGGUUAAUAUACAUAUGGUCUUGUUGUACGAUCUGUUUCUGAAUGGGCAUUUUGAAAGAUACAUUGGGGAAAAAAAGAAUGGAAAAUCUAUAAACUGUAUUUCAACCGUUUACACAUGACAAGAUUAAGCUAUGAAAUGUCAAUUGUUUUUUGCAAUAUGAAAGAGGAAACAAAUGUGACUGUACUUGCAGCUUGUAAUUUAACACAAGGGCACGCACGUGUAGUGCCUCUCUCCAUAGAGUUAUUUAUGGUUCAAGUGCACAUGCUGUACAUGUGGGUACAGUACAUAUGAUUCGAUUGGUACAUACUGUUCUCUUGUCAUGAAGCUCUUUUGUAAAAAGGUUAAAGUACUAUUUUCUGCCAGCAGAUGGUGCCUGAUAACUCCUAAUGAUAAGGAAUAAUCAACAACUCUGAAAGAGGAACCAAAAAACUAUUUUUAAAAAAGAAACGAGAAAUCUAAGGGUUAAGGAUUCUUUUUCUUGGUUUUGAGACUAUUGAAAGGGAAAUUCUGCUUGCAGCAACACAUGUCUUCCUAAAUUAGCCUUCUCAUGUUGUGUAGACAGCUACCGAUCUGUGACACCCUGUCUAAACUUAAACUGACAAACGGCAACCACAUGAUGUCCAAAGGAAAUGGCCCUUCGGUUUGCCAUGAGGUUACUUAAGGAAGAUGUGAAUAAAUACUCAAGUUUGGAAAGAGAA
This is a messenger RNA of Trematomus bernacchii (emerald rockcod), 2419 nucleotides long. RefSeq names its product protein Ycf2-like. NCBI's taxonomy places the organism in Eukaryota, Metazoa, Chordata, Actinopteri, Perciformes, Nototheniidae. The record is from RefSeq and is a predicted model, not a curated record. The transcript has 4 exons. Bases 87 to 1514 code for a protein of 475 amino acids.